CGCUCCUGUUUCUGUUUCCUUUUUUUGAUCAUGACGUCAUCAUGGCGACGAGUAAUCUGGGGAAAGAUGAGGAUGAUACCAAAAUACGUGAACCACGUGGCGAUGCAUCUUCCCUCACAAAAUAUUUACAGAUUAUGAAUUCUUAUGGACGCGAAAUUAUUUUUGUGAUAGCUCUCGUGUUCACAGGUAUAGCUGCUAUACAGAACGGACCCUUGAAAACAAAGAAAGUAAAUCCUCCAGGUAUUUUCUUUGUUCCUCCAUCUUUAGUCACUGAUUUUUACCAAGGAAACGUCCAGCAGUUGUUAUCGUUGCAAUCAGAAAAAGAUGUUUCAUUGGUCGUAUACUAUGCUCCUUGGGAUGCAGCAUGCAUUCAGGCCAAAGAAGAGAUUGAAACUGUUGCCAAAUUUUAUCACAAUGAGGUAUUUUUUGCUGCUAUAAACUGUUGGUGGCCUGAAGGUGAAUGUCGAAAGAAAUUUAGUGUUCCUUCAUACCCUGUUGUACUAGUCUACAUUCAUGAAAUAGGCAUUGUUCGGUAUGAGGGGCCACUCAUAUCUACUUACAUCAUAUCAUUCCUUGAUUUUGUUUUGACACCAUUAGUGCCUUUACAUCAUACAGGAGAAUUAUUAGAUCUUCUCACUAAGCAUGAAGGUGUUCUAGUAGCAUUUUUUGAAUUUAAAGAUGGCUCAUACCCAAAUGGCUAUAAACAAUUUUAUUCUGCUGCCAUUAAAUCAUUAAAUACAGAUCCAAAUAGAAGAAUAUGUUUUGCUGUGAUAACUAACAGGAAAGAUGCAUUGCAUUUUAAACUGAAAUCAGACAUCCAGUUAUUUUUGUGGAACUCAACUGAAGUAUAUUCUGAGGUAGUGCUAAAUCAUCUUGAAAUAUUAAAAUGGGCAUAUUCCAAUUUGAAACAGGUAACUCAAUGGAUAUCGCCUCCUGGUGUAAAAAGCAAGAUUUUAUCUGAAAAUAUUGAAAAAAAUGCAGCUUUAAUACUGUUUACUCCUCGAAACUUAUUAUUAGAAUAUUCUCCUUAUUAUAAUCUGUUCAAAGAAGUGGCUUUGGAUUACUUUAAUUGUAACAAGGGUAGUUUUGUAGAAUCAUUAAUUCAUAGACUGGUAUUAAAAAGACAUGUAUUGCAAGAAGAAUUCUCAAGGAUAAUUGGCAAAUGUCACAGAAAUUCUUCUGAUAAUGAUCCAAAUGUGUGCCGAAAGCGUCCAGAUAUGUGUGACCUCACUUGUUGUCAGUCUAUAAACUUAGAUUUAAAUUUUCGUCAUGCAUGUGCCUGUAGAGCUUGUCUCCAUCAUAUUGUAGAAGAUAUUGAAGAUAUGAAACUUUCUGAGUGUGAAAAUACUCUGAAUCUAAUUCUUAGAAAUUUCAAUUUGAACGAAUUAGGACAUUUCAGAAAUUGCAGUGAGAUAGAAGUAUUAUAUCCAGUCAAAUUUGGCCCAUAUAAGCAAUUAAGUUUUAAUUGUGAAACAGAAUCUCCUCAUUCUGGAAAAUCAUCAAAAAGAGAGUUAACCGAAAAGGAAAUUUCAGAAUUGAAAGAUGAUUUAAUAUUAACCAUGAUACAGAAUACUGAAAAAAGGCUCUGCCAUCGUUUGAGGUAUGCACUGAAUUAUUCAGAGCUUAAUUUUCCAAGUUUUCCAACUUCUGAUAACAGUUCCUGGCUUAGCAAUUUCACUGGAUUGGGUUGUAGAACUAAUAAGACACUGGCUUUUAUUGCUAUGGAUGUUGUGCUGUAUCAUUCCUUUGCUGAAAAUAUGGGUAUUGAUGUCACUAAAAACUACCAUCAAACAACUGCUGUAAUAAUUGAAGCUGUGCAGGAAAGUCAAUAUGUAUUGGAUGGGCAUAUAAAUAAAAAGGUUCUUGUGGAAUUUAUAAAAAACUACACUGCAGGAAAUUUAGAUCGCCACCUAAGAAUGCCUGUUCGAAAACUCGAAGGAUGUAGUAAAGAUGAGAAUGCAAAUGUGUGUGUUGAGGAAGUGACAACAGCUACUUUUUCUGAGAUAGUUUUGGAUAAAACAAAAGAUGUUGUACUCAUGUAUUAUGCAUCGUGGUGUGGAGCUUGUUAUUCUGUGUCACACAUUUUCCUAAGUGUGGCUGAUUAUUUUUCCAAUGUUCAAGGCAUAAAAUUUGCCAG
This is a messenger RNA of Stegodyphus dumicola, 2137 nucleotides long. RefSeq names its product thioredoxin domain-containing protein 11. The record is from RefSeq and is a predicted model, not a curated record. Lineage: Eukaryota; Metazoa; Arthropoda; Arachnida; Araneae; Eresidae.